This is a messenger RNA of Physella acuta, 1816 nucleotides long. Its product is annotated as serine/threonine-protein kinase RIO1. NCBI's taxonomy places the organism in Eukaryota, Metazoa, Mollusca, Gastropoda, Physidae. Gene Ontology annotation, molecular function: ATP binding; protein serine/threonine kinase activity. The record is from RefSeq and is a predicted model, not a curated record.
UAUUUAUAGAUCUCUGGAUCUAGAAUCUAGAGAUUUUAUAUAAACAAUACGAAAGAAACUUAGAAUUGCAACACGUUGCUCAAUCACCAGGAGUUAAAAUCAAAAGAUUAAUUUGUGGAAAGACGUUAUUUUAAUAGAACUCGACCCAGGAUUUCUUUUACCUACAAAAUCUAGAAAAUGAGUUAUGAAAUAGAAGAACAGUGGGAUGCAGAUGAAGAAGUUGAAGGACAGUUUGAUGAUGCUGACUCUGAUGAUAGUGGAGAAAAUAAAACAGCAGCAGAUAAAAUUUCCAAAGUCUUUGGCACAGAAUUUUAUGGUGAACAUUGUAACAGAUAUCAAGAAUAUGAUGAUGAUGAUGACGAUGAUGAUUUUGAAGAGUUGAGAGACUUAAAUACAAAUUUUGCUAGAGAUUUUAAUGUUCAGUCUCAGCAUUCAAACCAUGGGCAGCUCCACACACAAGUCAAUAAAAUCAGUGUUGGGGAGUACAAAAAGGGAAGGCGACGAGAUAAAUCUCAGCAAGCAACUGUUGAACAAGUUCUAGACCCCAGAACUAGGAUGAUCCUUUACAGAAUGCUCAGCAAAGGGACACUACUGGAGAUCAAUGGUGCCAUCAGCACAGGGAAAGAAGCCAAUGUUUACCAUGCUACUGCUAAAGAUGGCACAGAUAAAGCCAUUAAAAUUUACAAAACAUCAAUAUUGAUAUUCAAAGACAGAGACAGAUAUGUUAGUGGAGAAUUCAGAUUUCGACAUGGUUAUUGCAAAUCAAAUCCAAGAAAAAUGGUGCGACUUUGGGCUGAGAAAGAAAUGAGAAAUCUCUUAAGAAUGCACAAAGCUCAAAUCCCAUGCCCAGAGCCUCUCUUGUUAAAGAAUAAUGUACUGCUGAUGAAUUUCAUAGGAGAAGAUGGUGUAGCGGCUCCUUUACUGAAGGAUGCAACACUUCAAGAAUCAAAAGCCAGAGAGUUGUACCUUGAUAUCAUCCUGAUGGUGCGCAGACUCUACCACGAGUGCAAACUUAUCCAUGGUGAUCUUAGUGAAUUCAAUAUGCUGUACUGUAAAGGCAAGGCAUAUAUCAUCGAUGUGUCACAAUCUGUAGAACAUGACCAUCCACAUGCUAUGGAGUUUUUGCGUAAAGAUCUUACCAAUGUUACAGAAUUUUUUAGAAAGAAAAAUGUCCCAACAAUGACAGUGAAAGAGCUGUUUGAGUUUGUGACAGACAGCAACAUUACACCAGAGAAUAUUGACAAAUACCUUGAGGAGUCUAUGAACAUUGCCUCCAACAGGUCACAUGAAGAAAUUUCUGAACAGGAGAAAAUUGAUGAGGAGGUGUUUAAGAGAGCCUUCAUCCCAAGAACUUUAGAUGAAGUUGUAGAUAUAGAGAGGGAUGUGCGUAGGUCUCAAACUAUUGAAGGAGAACAGGUGCUGUACCACACUGUGACAGGUUUGAGGUCAGACUUGAGUGGACCCAGCAAGAUACCUGAGCUUUUAGAAAAAGCUGGAGCUGAGGAUGAAGAAGAAGAUGAGGAUGAUGAUGAUGAUGACAGCAAUGAAGAUGAUGGUGCUGUGAACAGUGACAAAGAGGCUGGAGAGGACAGUGAUGGACAGGAGAAAGAGGUUGGUGAGGAUGAGGAUGGCAAGAACAGCAAGAAGUUGCACCCCGCCAGACAUAAGAAUGAGUCAGCCGAGGACAAAAAAGAAAGAAAGAAACAAGUAAAAGAAGCUCAGAAAGAAAAAAGACAGACAAAGAUACCGAAACACAUAAAGAAAAGACAAGUCAAGCUAGGAUCUUUGAAAAAAUAAAAGUUUAAUCUAAUUCCAA